AUAUAAAAAAUGAGUUCAAAGUUCAAAAUAAAAUAAUGAAUUAGUUCUCUUGUCCUAGCGUUUGCUUGUUGAUUCCCCAAACUACCCUUCUACAACUUUCCAAAUUCCAAACUGAGCCUUCUUUUUUUAUUUCUGAAUCCCCAAAUCUCAGCUUUAAUCGAAAAUCUCCGAUCACAACAUAAUUCCAGCUCCACCGCUAACGACGGCGCCACCCACUGCGCAGGUUAGCUCGAAGACGGAUAAAUCCACAGAUUAUAUCUCAUUUAGGUUCUCCUAUUUCCCUUGAUCUAAUUUCCAUUCAUUCUGAUUUGCAAUCUCAGAAUUUUUCGCGUGAUUUAGUAUGAUCGGUUGAUUUAGUCUUCCUUUGAAUCCGAUCUAGUUUUUCUGUCAUUUCAAUUUCAAUUGUCGGAUCGUUUAUCGAGAGGUAGAAUAAAAUCAUGAAUUCGAGCUACGGGAAAUCGAACAACAAAUCGGGCUCUGUAAACGCCUUCGAUUUCGAUCUCGGGCUGGGUUCGGGCCGGUCGCGACCUAUGAAUGAUAAGAGGAAUCAGACGCCGUCGUAUUCGCCAGCUACGUAUGCAUAUUCGUCAGCUCAACAGAAGCCGACUACCGCCUCGUCGUCCUGGACCCAUCAACCCGUAUUGCCAGCUCAAUCGGGCCCGACGUCUAUGGUGGGAGAUAUUUUCGGGAAGAGCUGGAACUCCCCUGCCCCUCCGAGUUCCAGUGCAUCCGUUGUUGGCGUUGUGAAUGGUAAGAACCCGAAUCUGUUUAGUGAUUUGGUGAACUCAGCAAUUGGAGGGAACAAGAGUAGCAGCAAUGUGCCACUGAAAAACACGGCUCCUGCCCCGAGCCAGAACACGUUCUCGAUGGGCUCUGUGGGGAAUUCGUUGCCAAAAACUAGUUAUUCGGUCGGUGGGGCUGCUGGUGCAGGAUCUAAUGUCAGUAGUAGUGGUGGUAAUGUGAACUAUGGUGGCAGUUAUAGCAAGAGUUCAAGUCUUGGUGGUGGCAAUUCGAAUUUGGGUGGUGGUAGCGUUAGAAGUCCAAAUAUUGGGGUUCCAUCAAUGAAAAGUAUGGCAGGGAGUGGAGUAGGAGGUGUGGGGAUGGGUUCGAGUAAGGACCCUUUUGGAUCUUUGGUUGAUUUCGGGUCUAAGUCGUCUGCUGGUAUGAAGUCAGCAAGUAAAGCAAGUGAGAAGAGUGGUUUUGGGGAUGAUUUGUUUGGUGGCUUUCAAAAUGCCACUUCGAAUUCAUCAGGUGCUGCUUUUCCCACAAGUAACAAUGAUGAUCCAUUUGGUGAUUCAUUUGGAAAUUUCCAAAAUGCCUCUUCAAAAAUGAGUGGAAGUUCAGUUUCGUCUGGUGCCUUUUCCACUAAUAACAGUGAUCCGUUGGGCGAUUCAUUUGGGAAUUUUCAGAACGCCACUUCUAAAACUGGUGGAUCCUCAUUUUCAUCGGGUGCUUUUCCCACUAGUAACAAUGAUCCAUUGGGUGAUUUUGGGUUUUCUAGUAGUGUAUCCACCAGUCAGAGUCAGCCGCAAAAACAGUCCUCAGGAGCUAAUGGCUUUGAUGUGUUAUUUUCUUCGUCUGGUGGUGGAGGGACCGGUGGGGCUGAAGGAUUUACUAGCCAGCAGUUCUCGGAGGGUGAUGAUUGGGGAAUAAAUGAAGAGUUUGGAGGAAGCGAUUCAGGGGGUACGACUGAGCUUGAGGGCCUUCCUCCUCCCCCUGCAGGUGUUUCUGCCUCCUCUGCCAAGAAUAAGGGUAUGGAAAAUUACAAGAAUGGCCAAUUUGCUGAUGCUAUAAAAUGGUUGUCUUGGGCCGUUGUUCUUCUUGAGAAGGCUGGUGAUGAUGAUGGCACGACGGAUGUGUUAGUCAACAGGGCUUCGUGUUACAAGGAAGUCGGAGAGUAUAAGAAGGCUGUAGCUGACUGUACAAAGGUGCUUGAACGCGAAGGGAAAAAUGUGUCCGUUCUAGUCCAGCGUGCCCUUCUUUAUGAGAGCAUGGAGAAAUACAAGCUUGGAGCCGAAGAUCUCAGAACUGUCAUGAAUCUUGAUCCUGGUAAUAGAGUUGCAAGAAGUACGAUCCAUCGCCUCACCAAGAUGGCGGGAUAGAGGUUUUUUUGUUACAUCUCGUAUUUCACUUUGUCACAGUCGUCGUAUAUGAAAGAGCAUGCGGGAGAAGCAUUUUUACCGUAAGAGUGUUUGAACUAUUCAUAAGUUUUCUUAUUUCAUUUUCCCCCUCUGAAAUGUGAUGAUAUUACUAUAGUCCAUGAAACCAAAGCUUGUAAACUUUUUUCUUUCUUUUUCUUUUUAAAGUUCAUAUUAAGUGAUUUUGUUACUGAUUGAUCAUAUAUUCUGGUCUCGUUUUGUACGAUUUCUAAUUUCAUCAAUUAUUGAGAUUUGUGAUGAGUUUUUUCA
This is a messenger RNA of Salvia miltiorrhiza (redroot sage), 2408 nucleotides long. Its product is annotated as stress protein DDR48. Bases 438 to 2102 code for a protein of 554 amino acids. Lineage: Eukaryota; Viridiplantae; Streptophyta; Magnoliopsida; Lamiales; Lamiaceae. Gene Ontology annotation, molecular function: protein binding. The record is from RefSeq and is a predicted model, not a curated record. The transcript has 2 exons.